Molecule: messenger RNA, 3063 nt
Organism: Funneliformis mosseae
Lineage: Eukaryota; Fungi; Glomeromycota; Glomeromycetes; Glomerales; Glomeraceae
Source: the annotation of a GenBank genome assembly
AUGGGGGAGAAAGCUACGGGGGAUUUAGAUUCCAGAAUAAAAUCUAUCAAUGACAAAAUUAAAAAGGAGGAACAAAUGCGGCUAGCUGCCGUACGUGUAAAAUCCUCUACUCAAAACUCUAUGGUUCAGGCUCAGGCUGAACAGAAUAUAGUAGAUGCAUCUAGACAUAUUGAUUAUUUAACAAAAGAGUUAGAAAAGUUACACGUGAAACAGAGACACGGCUCAAAGUAUCUUAAUCAACAACAACAACAGCCAGGUCAUUCGGGUCAACCGGGUCAAUAUGGUGGUGGUGGAUUUCAAUCACCAUCACAAACGUCGCAAUUUACCUACCCAACAUAUCCACCUACUGGUGGCUUUAAUAAUAACCAACCACAACCACGCUCCGUAUCCUUGAACCCACAGAUUACUCGUGAAGAUCCAGAAUCAAUACCUGCUGUGGGCCGCAAGACUGCAUUGUCCAAUUUGGACCUCAUCAAAUCGGAUACGCCCAUUACGAAUUUGAAGGUAUCUCUGAAACUUCAUGAACUCGAGUUUAAACUCGGUGUCGAACAGAAACUUAAAGAAGGCUCGGAAAAGAUGAUGGAAGCCGUAACUUUAUCAAAUCCAAAAGACAGGAAAAGCAUUCAAGAAGUGACGGUCAAAACGGUGGAAAGUCAAGAGAAACUUUCAAUAUUAAAGAGAUCUUUACAAAAAUAUAAACAAUUAUAUAUUGGUGAAGAUGAUGAUGAAGAAGACGGAAAGUUGGAUAUUCGUAUCCUACAGGCUCGAAAUGUCCCUCAUUCACCCUUGCGUACACAAGGCAAGCCUCCGGACACCACCGUAGUGAUCAAUAUUGAUGGUACAUCUAAAGCCAAAACACGUGCUGCACGCACUGAUAAAUGGAAUGAAGAUUUCGAAUUUCAUAUAGAAAAGGCAAGUGAAGUUGAAAUAACGUUAUAUGAUAAGACUUCGGAACAACACCAAGUACCUAUUGGUCUAUUAUGGAUCAAAAUCUCGGAUAUCGCAGAAGAGCUUCGAAAGAAAAGAAUUGAAGCUGAAAGUGGUCCCGGAUGGGUCACGGCUUCGAAUGCUCAAUUUGAAAUGCAGAAUUCUCCAACGACUAAUAUGAAUAAUGCGCAUGGAGAUGCUUAUAGCGUUCCAUAUUCUGAGGCUCAAUCUCAACAAGGAAUUGGGACGACUGUUUUGCAUGACGGCAUUGAAGCUUGGUUUGAAGUUGAACCAGCUGGUCAAAUACUUCUCAAAUUAAACUUUGUGAAGGAGAAUGCUCGUAAGAGACCCGCAGAACUUGGUAGACAAGGUGCCUUUCGUAAGAAAAAGGGCGAAAUACAUGAACAAAAUGGACAUAAAUUUAUUCAGCAGAUAUUUUAUCAGGUUAUGAAAUGUGCCUAUUGCGAAGAAUUAUUCGUUAAUGAAGGUUAUCAAUGUGAAGAUUGUAAAUUAACAUGUCAUAAGAGAUGUUACUUGAAAUUUGUUACAAAAUGUAUAUCCAAAUCUAAUGCUGAAUUGGAUUCUGAUUAUAAACAACUCAAUCACCGUAUUCCGCAUCGCUUUGAAGUUAUAACUAACAUUACAGCUAAUUGGUGCUGUCAUUGUGGUUAUCUGCUUCCAUUUGGAAAGAAGGGAGCCAAAAGAUGUUCUGAAUGUAACAUUACUUGCCACGCCAAAUGUACUCAUCUUGUUCCCGAUUUCUGUGGAAUGACUAUGAAGCGUGCUAGUGAAAUGAUCGAUCAAAUUCAAAAUGCUACAAGGAUUAAAUUAGUCCACGCCGAUAGUUUUCCACCCAUUACCAAUGAAAAAAGUCCUCAGAAAUCACCAAUUCAGCCAUUGCCUCCAUCACCGCAAACAUUUAAUAAUUAUAGUCAACCUCCUGUACAGCAGCAACCUCAGUAUAAUCAACCAGCUCAUAUGCCGGUGGCACCUUCACCGGUUAUUUUAAAAUCUCCUCCACAAGUAUCCAACGUUCCUCCACAACCCGUUCCUGUUCAGCUUCCAGUAACCCUGCCUUCACCAAUUCCUCCGAAUAAUCAGAGCGAAUCCAUAAUUCAAAAGAAUCGUAAAGUUGGUUUAGAUGAUUUCAAUUUCCUUGCUGUUUUGGGCAAAGGAAAUUUCGGAAAGGUUAUGCUUGCUGAGGAAAAAUAUACAAAACAACUUUAUGCUAUCAAGGUGCUUAAAAAAGAGUUCAUUAUUGAAAAUGACGAAGUAGAAAGCACGAGGUCUGAAAAGCGUGUGUUUCAAGCCGCCAACCAAGAACGUCACCCAUUCUUGCUUGGUUUACACUCGUGCUUUCAAACAGAAACUCGUAUUUACUUUGUUAUGGAAUAUGUCAGUGGUGGUGACUUGAUGUUGCAUAUCCAAAGAGAACAAUUUACUUAUCGACGAGCACAGUUUUACGCUGCUGAGGUCUUAUUAGCUUUGGAAUAUUUGCAUAAAGUUGGUAUUAUAUACAGAGAUCUCAAGCUUGAUAACAUACUGUUAACAUUGGAUGGACACAUUAAGAUUGCUGAUUAUGGUCUUUGUAAAGAGGAAAUGUGGUGGGGUCAUACUACCAACACAUUCUGUGGAACACCGGAAUUUAUGGCACCUGAGAUUCUUUUAGAACAACGAUAUGGUCGUGCAGUUGAUUGGUGGGCUUUUGGUGUUUUAAUUUAUGAAAUGCUCCUCGGACAAUCACCAUUUCGCGGUGAUGACGAAGACGAAAUAUUUGAUGCUAUUUUGGAGGAUGAAAUUCUCUAUCCCAUUAAUAUGUCAAGAGAUUCUGUAUCAAUAUUGCAGAAAUUGCUUACUCGCGAUCCUGAAAAGCGUCUUGGAUCAGGACGUGGAGAUGCUGAAGACAUAAAGCGACACCCCUUCUUUAAAGGAGUGAAUUGGGAUGAUAUGCUUGCGAAGAAAGUCCCACCGCCUUUCUAUCCUUCAAUUUCAUCACCAACAGAUACAUCGAAUUUCGAUGAUGAAUUUACACGUGAAGUGCCCGUCCUUACACCUGUUCACAGUCAUCUAAAUUCUGAAGCACAGGAAGAGUUUAAAGGAUUUUCAUAUGUUUCAGAGUGGGUGGUUAAUGGUUAA